AUGGCUGUCUGGGGCCUAUCGCUGCUGAUUCUGUCCUUGACAUUUCUAAUACACCGGCAUCCACCAAACACAUGGCGCCUAUCAUGGUCGCUCCUUCCGCCUCCCGACUCGAAACACAUCAAGGCGACGCUCGAGGAUUACGAUGACAAGAAAAAGACUCGGGAAAAGCAGGGAAUGGGCGAAGAUACGACAACAGUCAAGGAUGAAUCAGAAGUCAAGGUAGAAGAGGAGGGCAGCGACGAUCAAAAGACACCUCAAGCAAAACCCGCUGCUCCAUCAAUGGCCGUUCCUUCCUUUUCGCUCGACUCGUCAGAUGCGCCGACUGCUCCUUCCUUCUCGCUGGACGCGCCAAAACCAGAAACUGCACCUUCCGUACCAGCAGCAGAACAAGGCCCAAUGCUCCCACCGCCGAGAAUCUCGCCCAAACCACAAACUGCACCCUCGUCGAGAGCACCAACAGCGCCCUCAUCUCUCAUGCCGCCACCCUCGUUCCCAGCGCCCAACUCUGCUCAACGCGCCUCUCAGUCUUCGUCUCUCAUGCCCCCUCCCUCGCGGCCCACCCCCCGCUCGUCUCUCGGCGUACCCGCUAUACCAUCCAGACAACCACCACUCUCCUCGGCCGCCCAGGCCCGCGCCCCUCCACCACGCAUAGAUACACCCAAAUCUUCUGGCAGCAAAGUAAAGCUCGCCCCUGGCUUUUCACCCCUCGACUGGGCUUCUCUAGCCGCAUCAAAGAACCUCGCCAACGUUUCGUCGUUUACCCGCGUCACACCGUCGAUGCUGGCGGAAAAGAAUGGGAGAAAGGGGAAUGAUGCUUGGAGUGUGUACAAUGGAAAAGUUUACAACAUCACUCCCUAUGCACCGUUUCAUCCUGGUGGCAAAGGUGAAUUGUUGAGGGCGGCGGGCAAGGACGGCACAAAGUUGUUUCUGGAGGUCCACCCUUGGGUCAAUUGGGAGGGCAUGCUGAAUUCAUGUUUGGUCGGUGUCAUGGUUUCCGAGAGCGAAGAUGAAGGUCUGGAUGCCAUGGAUUGA
Molecule: messenger RNA, 1032 nt
Organism: Aureobasidium namibiae CBS 147.97
Lineage: Eukaryota; Fungi; Ascomycota; Dothideomycetes; Dothideales; Saccotheciaceae
Exons: 1
Coding region: 1-1032 (343 amino acids)
Source: RefSeq, a predicted model, not a curated record